CAUGGCCACUGCACUGGUAUGGCCUCAAAGUCAGUCAGUUGUUGUCAGUGAUACCGGUUGGAGUUCGGUUUAGGCGAAAAGGAAACGUUCGAUGCAAAGGAAGGCACAAGCCGACAGAGAAAGCCUUGCGUGUAAAUGGCGUUGAAUGGGUGGGGACAGCGUUUUUAUAGCAGUGUAGUGACAAUGUAUUUUCAUUAAUCCUUACGUGGAUAGACGUGUUAUAUGUGAAUUUUAAGUGCGUAGCGUGAACAGGGGGGAAAUAAGCGAUUUUUUGUUUUUAUUUUCCUGGUUUUAAGACUGAAAAUUGAAUUUUAAAAUUGAAAAUUGAAAUUUCUGCCCUGCUGGAAUCUGAAGAGCAGAAAACCCCUUCCACCGUCACCGACUUAUGGUGUAGUGGGGUAGAAGGAACCCCUGCAGUCGGUACGGUAACUGCAAGAACACCAUCUUCAUCUGCUUCUUUGACUUUUUCAUCCUGUAACUGGUUGGAGGCUGUAGAGAGGUGCCUAUUGGUCAUCUACCUGUUGGCAUAUAUGCUGGGAGUUCUGAAAAGACGGUGGAAGCCCAAGAGGGCAUCCAGUGGGCGUCGCGUGGGGCAGGGCAAGGCGGAGCCCACGCUACAGGGUGAUGCUGCUGACAACAAACCAUCUCGGACCGCCGCUUCGCCUAGGCAGAUCCACCCUGUAUGUGAAGACAGAACACAGAUCCUAGCGUACGAGAACAAACCGGCGUCGGCAGCGAUCCUAGCGACGUCCUCGGCACUGCCUCUGGAUCCUCCCAGCUACCCGGCGCCGCCGCCUCUACCGACAUACCCACUUACCCCCAACAUAUGCGUCGAGGGAGGACGAAUCGAGUUCAUAAAAACGCCGCCCGAUGUCGCUGCAGACCGAAAAUUUCCACCGACGACGUCAUCAUCAUCAUCUAUAUCGUCGUCUCUACAGACGCCUACGUCACAGCAGGCACAGACAGUGACGCGUGCGCAGCAAACUGUAGACGGGGACGAGAAAACGGAUGUCGCUAAGGAGAGCCUGGAGGCGCGGGUUCUGGAGUUGGAGAAGGCGCUUGAGGCCGAGCAGAAGAAUGGACAGCGAGAGCGGUUGGCACUGACGCGACUGCAGCGACAGCUCGCCAGGAGGGAGGUGUUGCAGCGCGAUGUGGAUCGUGAGAGGCGACUGCGGCUGGACACUGAGGUGCGCCUACGAGAUUCCACGAGUGAGGCGGACCGUUGCCGGGCGAGGCUCGCCAGCCUCCAACGUGAGUUCGGCAGAAUGGAAGAGACGGUGCGAGCCAUGCUGCAGUACAAGGCUCACAGUGAGCAAUUGAAACAAGAGAAAACCAACCUCACCGUCGCUUACGAGACUCGCAUCCAUCAGUUCCAAAACAGCAUCACCAAGCUGGGGCAGGAGAACGAAACCCUCAGGAAGCAGAUCUGCGUCCUUGAGGCUGCGGGUGCUGGUGAAGUGCAGAACACGCUGUUGGAGAGGCUGCGUGAUCUGGAGACAGAGAAUUGUAACCUAACAAGAGACGCUGAAUUACAGAGGCGGCAGUAUGAACGAUGCCUGGAUGAUGUCGCAAAUCAAGUAGUACGUGCUCUGCUCACACAGAAGGGUUUGCGGGAGGAGAUCAUUGCACUACAGAGACGUAUCAAGGAACUGGAAGCUCAGAACCGUGCACUGGCCUCUGUGCUGGUGCAGCAGCUACAUCAGGGCUCCCCCCUGUUCAUACCAGGCGAGGCAAUCAGUAAGGUGCCAGCUGGAGGUGCUGGGGACGAACCACUUGUAGGGCACACUGCUACCUCGAAUUUAGGACUGCCUGGGUUGUAUGCUCCAAGCACUUGCACUGCAGAAACUCCCAUGACAUCGGACACAUCAAUGUCUACGCAUAGCAGUAGUGAUGUUGUGACUCCAGAUGAUGAGAUGUUGAAGAGGCGGCAUUGCCAGCAAUUGAUCACUCCAACCAGCAGUGAUCUGGCAACACCAGAUGAUGACAUGCAGAAAUCUUGUUUGAGAAGGCAACAAGUGACUCCAACCAGCAGUGACCUGGUAACACCCGAAGAGGACACAGUGAAGACCUGCAGACUGAAGAAACACCAGCAGCACAUGUUGGGGAAGUUCUCACGGGAGGACCAUCCUGUGGAUUCCAGGGAACAUGUAGCAUCCACAGGAGCCCUGUUCACAAGCCUGAAGACUGCCGCGCUUGUGGACCCCAAUAUGUUGUGGCUUCCUCUGCAGAGGCCACGGUCACUCAACCUUCAGCUUCAUUGCACCAGUACUGGUCAGCAAGUAGCAGCACUGGCGGCUGUCACAGCCAGCAAAUGCUGCCAACAUCGCCACAGUAGGCCUCUGAUUGCACACUUAUCUGGUAGCAAGGUGCCCUCUGUUACCCACAAUAACAACAAUGCUGUUGCGAUGGAGGAUGAGGGCAGUGAGAGUCCUGAGAGUGGAAAUCGAGACGAGGGCUACUCUACAAUGUCUAGUGAUGUACAGGGUGAAGCACUUCGUUCAGGAGACCAGCCAGUGUCUAUCACCACAUCCUGCACCAAUGGAGACAUCCAUCAUCGAAGGGGACUGGAGGAUCUCAAGGAAGCCACUGAUGAGACUGACAUGUCAACUGUUGCAGCAGUUUCUGGGACAGCUGGCAACACUGCUCCAUCAUCGACAGCACUUGUAGACUGCAGUAGCCCUGGAACUGCUGUAUCACCCAGCAUUGGAAACAGACUCUUGGUUGUGGAAGAUGCUUGUGAUCCUGAUGUGCUCUACAUACCUCUAGGUCUUGCCCUGAGUCUCAGUACAGCUAACCCACGCCACAGCUUCCCUCCGUCCCGUGAUCUCCUCCCAUAUCAGCAUAUCAUGAGGAGCUUUUCUGACUCCCAUCUAUGUCUCAAAAUCACAACUGCACCAUCUCCUUCACCCAUUAAUAACCAGCAGCACUCAUCAUUUUCACUAUCAUCCAUGGCAUCAUCAUCACCAUCUGUACUUGUCCUUGACGUCCUGGCAUCAACGAAUGCUGGUGAAGUGGCUCAGAAGCAGUCUCAUCCUCUAAGAAGGACAAAGGCGACCACCAGUUUGCUAACAUCAGCCCUCAGCGAAAAUCGUGAGUCCCUAGAGGAAGAAGACACACACAGCAACAGUGGCAGUUGGUGCAGCGGUGGGGAUGUAGUGGUGGAGGGAUGCUGGUGGGAUGCUGAUUAUGUGCAGCAUUGGCUUCGCCUGGAUGACACCCGCAGUGCACUCCAACAACAGCACCGAGACCUGAUGGAGCUUGAGUAUGAUCAAGCAGAGCUGGAGGACUGGAGCAUGUCAUUGUCAUGCGAGGACAUUACCUCAUCGGCAACGUCUGUGGCAUCGGGUGUGGUGUCUUCAGCAGACUCUUCCUACUGGAGGCGACCAGGCACAGUGGUGAAUGAGAGUCAGACACCAGGACAACAGCAUGGCACAAUGCUACCCAGUAUUCAAGAGAAUAAUGCUCUAGAGCUGGAAGAAGAUUCCAGCGAAUGUCUUUGGAAUAAUGCAAGUUACCUCAUUGACCACAGGAGUGGUGGAAGUGAACUAAUGACAUUACUGAUGGAUGACGGAGAUCAAAAUGGGGGUAACAGCUUAGGACAUAAAAACACUUGGCCUUAUGGUAAUGGAAACAAUGGUGGAAUUGGUGGAGGAAAUUACAGCUUAGCUUCUCCUGGAGGCAGUUGGUCAAGUACAGGAACAAAUUCAGAAGAGUGCUGUCAUUCAUAUGACUGCUCUUACAAUGGCUGUAGUGGAAGUGGGACAGGUGGCUGCCAAGAAAGUUCAUCUAAACGCUCCUCAGCAGCUAUGAGUGGCUGCAGUGAUGAUGCUGCAAGCUCGGAGUCACCAGCUGUCAUCGGAACUGAUUUCACCCGUGACUUCUACCGCCUUGUCAAAUUUGAAAGUACAAAGUCUCUGGCCUCCACAUCAUCAAGAAGCCUAGUAGGUGGGACAUGUGUGUCUGAUACAAGUGGGUCCCUCACACGGCGUCAGGGUCCCGACUUAUCCCAUAUGUCUGGCAUUCCUUUAUCUCAGGAUAGAGAACAAGCUCUACAAAGCGUCCUUAACUUCAUAGCAGAGCAGCAACAGUACUGUGCAUCUAGGGAAGAACAGGAUUCUGUUAAGGAACAACACAGUACAAGUUCCUUGAUCAGACCUGAAUCACAGGGUUGUAAUGACUGUCAGAGAAGCAGUGAGAAUAGUCUUGCAGUUUGCCCAAGCCAACAGGUAUACUCAGUGCCAACAGAGUUGGAAACCAAACAUGAAUCAGGGGUGACUAUACAGUUGUGUUCUCCUGUCGAAAGUUCUGCUUCUGACAAUAAUAUUGAGGAUCAAGUUUCUGCAGACAGAAGUGUGCAGCACACUGAAGAAGACUGCUCAAAGACAGAUACACAUGCCACUCACACCUGCUCAAGCUUGCAAGAGGAUGAAAAGACUGUUCCUAGUGAUGACAAUACAAGGAAUCCUGACAGCUUUGAGGACCAGAUUCACACUAUCAUAGAACUGGAUACAAUAAACCAUGUGUAUACUUCUCUAGAAGAAAAUGAGAUUCAGAACUCGUCAAACAAAAAGGUGAAAUGUUCAGAGGUAGAACUCAAUGAACAGAACUCAUCCUCAACCAAGAAAAUGCAGCAUAAUAAUAAAGUUAUUCAUGAACUUAAAGAAGAACCGUGUAUUGAUUUGAAAGACAUAUUGAAACCCGACUUCCAGGAUGCUUACACUGAAGGAGAGGAGUGUGGUGGCAUGGGUAUCUCUUUGACAAUGCAGUCCCAUACUACAGAAGUGGAAGCUUCAUAUCUUUUGAAAGAUAUGCAACAGCAGUCCAGUGACUACAAGCUCAGUGCUAAAAAUCCACAAACUGAACAUGAAGCCCAGCUGAGUCAAAGUGACAUUCCCUUUAACAAGGACAGGGAUAGCAGUGGAGAAGUCCAGAAGUGUGUGGAGGACAGUGGCAUAUUAUGUGAAAGUGUGCAAGAACAAACUAGUAGAAAUGGAGAGAAUGAAGUUAAUGUUGCAGAUGAUUAUGUUAGGUCUCUUUAUUGUUCUGGUAGUUCACAGCUGCUACUGGGCCAAUGUUCCAAGGGGUUGUUGCACAAUCCACAGUGUGGUAGUAUUGGUGUGGGAUGUUGUCGGGUUGGGGAAGUGCUAGUGACUGUGAUAGAAGAGGAGGAUGAACAUGCAUCAUCAUCCAUGGAAACAAGUAGCUGUAGGGAGAUGACUGACUCGAUAACAUCUACUGUGUCUACUCCCGACACUGUAGUGAGUCCAGCCACGCGCAAAACCCAACAGCAACAUUCAUUAGACCUAUCAGUGUCUCAGACAAGUAUUGCUGGCAGUGCUAGUUCAGGAAACAAUGGUGGUAGUUUGACUAUGGCAGAUGCACCUGCACAUGCCUGGGCAGUUGGUUUUCAUGAACGAGCCACUUCCAAAGACAUGAUUGAUGAACUUAACAGGAUGAUACGUAAGGGUGAAGAUGGUGCAGGUGCAGGGUCCACUGGGAGUUCAGGUGCUGUUGCAGUAGCAAGUGAGGGAGAUGUAGCUGCUGCACUAGGAGCAACAAAACUUGAUCUGGCGUGCUGUUGCCCUACUGGCUGGGUCCACAUAGAACGCGAUAUAGACUUUACGGAUCCUAAGGCACGAGCGAAUCUACUGGAUGUAAUGCUAGCAUCCAGUGGCAGCUCAGGGGCAAGCAGUAACAGCAGCAGCAGCAGCAGCAGUAGUGACAGCGGUGAUGAGCCUGCAGACUACCAGCACCUCCACAGACUGCAUAGGUUUCGCCGUCAGAAGAAAGCAUCGGCUACUCGAGAGCAGUUGGGGGUGCUGCGGUACCCCACAUCAACUCCUCGCCCAUCCAUCAUUGGGCGGGAUGACUUCUUUGUGCGCUACGGUGACAAGGAGCGAGAGGCUGUUGCAAGCUUUGACUUCCUAGAAGACAUCUCCACUACAUCAGUCAGCGGUGCCUCUUCCUGCGAUACACUUGGCUCAUCCCAGAAACUGCCAGCAGCCCCUCAGCAACCACAACCCUCCAAAUCACAGCCCCAACAGCAUCAGCCUCCCAAGAAACAACCAGUGCAGUCGGAACCAGAAAUGACAACCCCUAGCAGUGAGGAUAGCGAUGAUCGAACAGGAGGGCAACUGUCUUUCAGUGACUCUUGUGCUGCUAGCUUCUCAGGUUCCUCAGCUAGUCUUGAAAACCAGGAAGAGUAGUCAGCCAUCUUAUAUUAAGUGUAUUUUGAUUCCCAAUGGCUUUAACACAAGCUAAACUAGUCCCACAAACAAUGAAUCAUUACUUUAGACUUAAUCCUUCAAUACCAACCCCACACAUUCACAGAUUUAUGAGUUUUAUCUGGAAAGUCACAUCAUGCAAAUGAAAUCACAUUCAGAUCUUGUGUGCCCAUAUUCAUUGAAAACUCAAAAAUGUUUCAUGAUCACUCCAAACUUCUCCAACACAGUCACAUUCCUUAUUGGUCAUGUCUCUACUUGCAACUGUGCACAGAAAUGAGAAGGUAAUUUACUCAGACAUUUCUUUUACGGUGUUUAAGGCACAUAAAUUCAUGCUUGAUAUGUAAGGAAUGUAAUAACUGGCAUUAGAAUAAAUAGGGUUUCUAUUCAAUGUCAUCCCUAUCUACAUAACAUAAGGCUACUAGUCUGCAUAUACAGACAACUCUCGAUUAUCCAGGAUAAUGGUGGGGAUGGAAAUCACGAUUAAUCGAAAACCCGGUUA
Molecule: messenger RNA, 6723 nt
Organism: Cryptotermes secundus
Lineage: Eukaryota; Metazoa; Arthropoda; Insecta; Blattodea; Kalotermitidae
Exons: 13
Coding region: 531-6206 (1891 amino acids)
Source: RefSeq, a predicted model, not a curated record